AGCCGGAGGCUUUAACUUUUUAUUAAGAAACGUCUUUAAAGUGUUUUGAUUUUAAUCUUGGAUAUUUUAUCACUUAUCUCAAAAUGAAGUGUUUAUACAUUUUUGUUGUUUUAACACUCUUUUUAACAUUCAUCCAUGCCGAGGAACCAAAGAAAGAGAAAACGGCACAAGCAAGGCAAAUGGAAUAUAUAUCAUUGAUAAACACUCUCUUGCAACAAACUAACGUUCUGACCACUGUGGAUGGUGCAUUGCUUGCAAUUACCACAAUGCUGGCCUCUCUAGUGACGAGAUUCAAGCCCUUUCUCAUUGCAACAGCCCUGUCUUACUUGAUAUACGUUGCAACUGCAAUUUUGAUUCCAGCACCCUUGGCGAAAAUGGGUCUGCCGACGAUGGACGUCCAGAACAAGAAAAUGAUGGGGAGGUCAGUGGAUGGCGGUGAAUCUUCGAGCAAACUUUUUGAUGGUUUGAUGGCGGAAACCCUCCUCAGAAGUAUCAAAAUCAGUCCCGUAAAAACCAUCGUAACGAAUGUGUCUGUUAACGUAAUUACGGAUACCAUGGGGAGAAUCCGGAUGUUCAGUCGUAUGUUGGUCCAGCAGCUGUCUUUGUUCCAGCGGAAUAUGGUCUGGUUUUCAAGAUCUCUAAGUAACGAAUGCGUCUCUAGAUUCCUCUGUAGGGUGGGCCAGUUUACGGAAACUAAUUUUCCAACAGCCUCUUCCCUUUUAAGAACUUUAGCGGAUAAUUAUCCAGGAAUGGAUGAUUACGCAAUUGCUGUUGUCAGAGGUACAUCGUCAUCAAACUGUUCCUUAAUCUAUCCAGAUUGCACGAUGUGAUUUGUCUGCUUAGUUUAAGAUAUCUAUUUUGUGGCUAAUCAGUCUUUCAGACUCUAAAUGCUAUAGCCCUUCUGAUUCCUUGAUGUUAAACAUUGUUUAAAAAGUUUACAUUAUUGCUGUUACUGGAAUCUGUAAAAUUCUUGUAAUUACUUCCUCAAACUGAAUUCUUUAGUUUCAGUAAUAAAAGUUUAGAACAUGUCA
Parasteatoda tepidariorum (common house spider) is the source of this 1031-nucleotide messenger RNA. RefSeq lists its product as uncharacterized. NCBI's taxonomy places the organism in Eukaryota, Metazoa, Arthropoda, Arachnida, Araneae, Theridiidae. The record is from RefSeq and is a predicted model, not a curated record.